Brienomyrus brachyistius is the source of this 1318-nucleotide messenger RNA. RefSeq names its product CD276 antigen-like. The record is from RefSeq and is a predicted model, not a curated record. The coding region runs from base 230 to 1102 and encodes 290 amino acids. NCBI's taxonomy places the organism in Eukaryota, Metazoa, Chordata, Actinopteri, Osteoglossiformes, Mormyridae. The transcript has 5 exons.
CGGAAUAUUACGCCCGAAGCAGGAUUUCCAAGUCCCUACUGAAACACACCAGAGCCGCUUAUCUCGGACCGACCGGUUCACCUAUCUGUCCCAGCCCCCCUUUUAAUAAGCACAUAGCUCCGCCUCAUCCAAAGGAGCUAAAGCCCAGACGACUGACGUCUGUCCGCGGAUACACAGUCGUUGCUUGCUGCCCUGCGCUACGGCAUCGCGACUGCGGACCAGCUACCAGAUGACUGCUAUCGGCUAUAUGUAUUCACCCGUCGGUGUUGUACUCGUUACCCUGGCUUUGACGACUUCGGUCUCCGGGCAUUUCGAAAUCACUGUGCCUAUAGAGCCGCAGCUAGCAGUCUUUGGGCACUUCAUGGUUCUGUCCUGCAGUUUCCCAGUGGGACCUGGAAGCUUGGACUCUGCCAGUCUCAUUGUCACCUGGCAGCGAGGUCUGGAGGUGGUCCAUAGCUUUUACCACAGUCAGGACCAGUUGGACAGGCAGAGCCGUCGUUAUGCCAACCGCACCCACCUGUACCUGUCGCAGCUGCAUCAAGGGAAUGCCUCACUCAGACUGGACAACGUGAGCCCGGAAGAUACUGGCUAUUACUCUUGUUCUGUCAGCACGAUGAUGGGAAGCCAGAAGAAAACAUUUUUGGUGGAAUUUGCAGCAUUCUACAGUGAGCCACAUGUGCAGAUCACGGUGUCCAGGAGUGGAGUAGAACUAUUCCUGACAUCCAGGGGAUUCCCCGAAGCCACACUGGAGUGGCAUGAUCAGGAAGGGCAGAACCUCGCCAACAAAACAGUGACAGAGGUCCAAGUGGAUCCCCAAGGCCUUUACACUAUAUCCAGCAGGUUCACACAAGGCCCAGCCGCCAACACCUCGCUAAGGUUUAUACUAAGGAACCCAGUGCUGCAGCAGGAGAUGAGGCGGGAUCUGGCUCUCUCUCUAGCACAUGAAAUGGUUCCACAGGAUCAUCACAGAUGCCGACACCUUUUCUACCUUUCUGUGGUCUUGUUCACAGUGGUGCUUUUGCUGCUGUUAGCAAGUUUAGCACAUAGGACCUGCUGUAUAGCUGCCAAGAAGGGACACGUCAUUUCCAAGUCACUACCCUAACUCCCACAGUCAGCAGUCCAUGCUGCUUUAUCAAGGCUUAUUUGCUAUUUAUAUUUUAUUUUUCUCUAUAUUUUUGUAUUUUACAUGAACUAUUUUUCUUCUAUUUAUUUAUGACGCCAUGCUGUCGACUAGCAUUUCUGUUUCAGCAUCUGGAGCGAACAUCAUUUCAUUGUGUACUAUAACAAAUGACUGUUAGUAAAUGCCACCAUAUUUCUA